This is a messenger RNA of Mercenaria mercenaria, 3320 nucleotides long. RefSeq lists its product as uncharacterized. The record is from RefSeq and is a predicted model, not a curated record. Bases 115 to 1680 code for a protein of 521 amino acids. NCBI's taxonomy places the organism in Eukaryota, Metazoa, Mollusca, Bivalvia, Venerida, Veneridae. The transcript is spliced from 3 exons. Gene Ontology annotation, cellular component: phosphatidylinositol 3-kinase complex. Gene Ontology annotation, molecular function: 1-phosphatidylinositol-3-kinase regulator activity. Gene Ontology annotation, biological process: phosphatidylinositol phosphate biosynthetic process; intracellular signal transduction.
CGCAUGACCUCAUUUGCAUAUCAUUUCCGGUGGAUUCAUGAAUGAAAAUGCCAAAGGUUUAUUUGUAAAUAAUUUUUCUUCCAGUAGGCCGACGAGUGACUUCAGUAUCGUGCUAUGGCUUCUGGAGGGAUAGAUACUGCCACUACAAUGUCAAAGCUGCUCGGAAGCAAGAGAAACAAUAAACUUGAGAAGGAAAGACCAAAAUUUUUAGCACGCCACAGAAUGCACAGGUCCUCUGUGCGACCAUUUUUCUGUUGUGGAAGUCAGAUCUCCUUGAACAGCAUAACUGAAAUAAAAGACACGCCUGCAGCCUCCAAUGACAAGUCUCUAGACGAUGAUUAUGAGGAUUUGACAGAUUCGGAUGACCUUGUUGAAGACCUAGAUGCUGCAGGUGCUGCUGGCGAUUCUAACAGUUUGAAAUCUGACAAAUCAUCACACAGGUCAUCACGCAUUCUAAACAGCAAGAGGAAAAAAGCAACUGCCAUGCAUGAUAAGCCUAGUACUCGUAAAAAAUUCUGGUCAGUAAAGUUACGUGGGAAACUUCAUGUGGCAAAGCAGUCUCACUGUGUUUCGGAAUCUGAAUUGAAUGUGCCAUUAAAAGCCAGUGGAGAUUGUGUAUGUACAUCAUACAGACAUUCUAUUUCGGGAGCAGAAGGUGGUGGUAAUUCAUUACAUAAUGAUAUAGGGCUACCUGUAUCAGCUAUGGCUCAUUUACAGCUGGCUUCCUCAAAUACUGAAUUAAGAGGGGGAUCACAAGGGGAUGUUAAUGGAAGAGCUAGUCGCCGUAUCAACAGAAUGAAUGCACCUCUGGUUCCAUUGAUCAAUCUUAAUGCAUUGUAUCCUAUAAACGACAUCGAUGAACAAUUAAUUGCCCAAAGGCGAUUUGAAAUGGAACAUGGAAUAGAAGUUAAAGAUAAUACAGACAAUAUUUGGGUACAUAAAUCAGAACAAGAUGAGAACGUGAGUGUUGGGAGAGGGCAAGGAGCUGCUGCCCAAUACCCUUCAUAUGGUGCUAUGGGACUUUUCUCAGCGGAAGCAGAAACUCUAGUCAACUCCACUUUCCGACCUACCGUAGAGACAAGGAGCCUAACAUGCUCUACACUUAGUCUCAAUACCAACCCUUGGUUGCCAAACAUCCCACGUCCACCAGGUGGCAUUCAUACUCAAGUGGACUACAAACAUCAUCUUGUUCCUGACCUUGAAAAGAUCAUCAAUUCAAGCUUCUACUGGGGUGUCAUGGAUCGCUACCAGGCUGAAAAAUUGAUCGAAAACAAACCAGAAGGAACAUUCCUGUUGCGUGACAGUGCACAAGAUGAGUUUUUGUUCUCAGUCAGUUUCCGUAGAUAUGGUAGAUCUCUUCAUGCCAGGAUUGAGCAGUGGAAUCACAAGUUCAGCUUUGACUCUCGUGACCCUGGUGUGUUUGCUGCAGGCUCAGUGUGUGGCUUGAUUGAACACUACAAAGAUCCAAGCAGUUGCAUGUUCUUUGAGCCCAUGCUCACUCUCCCUCUGCAUCGCAAUUUUCCAUUCUCUCUUCAACAUAUUACACGAGCUACUAUAUGUAGUCGUUUAACAUACGAUGGUAUUAAUGAGCUGCCCUUGCCAUCAAGCUUAAAGGAGUACCUUCGAUUCUACCACUAUAAGCAGAAGGUUCGCGUACGCAGAUUUGACAAUAUUUCCUAAAAUUGGGUGAGAAACGGCUAUGUGCAAUCUUCAUAAAGAUAUUGAUCAUCAGGUUUGAAUGUCAAUUUCCACUUAGAGAGAGGGAGAAAUUCUUGCUCCCUCCACUAGAUUGGAAGUUAACAGCUUUAUGGCUUUUAGUGUUUGCAAGAUAAUGCAUAUUUUUUUCAGUUUUUAUUUAUGGCGGACACAUUUUUCAUAUUUAAGUAAUUUGUUAUUUUAUUAGUAUUGUGACAUUAGAUAAGUUCAAAAAUGAAACACAUAUUUCUUACCUUAAAAUACAUUAUGUACUUGUAUGUUUGUUUACUACAGUCCAAUCAAAAUAUAUUGAAUUUUGUUAUGAAGACAUUUUUGACAUAUCCAUACAUGUCAUAUUUCUGAAGGUCCGGUGCAGAACUUGUGGAUAAAUGGUGCUGUUUUAAAGGGAGAAUUGUUUGAAAAUAAGGUCAAAGUUAAGACCAGGAUCAGCUUUGUUGCUAAAAUGAUUCAAGUUCUGAAUUUAUACACAAUAAAUAAAAUUGUUUGAUGUAAGGGUUGCCUAAGAACAAAACAUUGCUAUAGCACUGACUGUCAGUAUCUAGCUUGCUUUAUUUCAACAGCCUAUCAAUUUACUAAUGAAAGCCACAGUUCCCUUCAGAUUAAACAGGCUAGCUUUUUAAGUACUUGGUUAGUUGGUAUUAAAUAUAUGUGUUUUUAUGCUCAGUUUGUUUUUGUAGAAAUGAGAUGUAGCACUAAAUUUUAAAGAUUAUGUACAUAUACAAGUCACCUGAAUAGAAGUUAAGCCUGCCUGUUGGUAAGUAAAGUGCAGGUCUACAGAUCACGGUUGCGAGUAUGAUCUGUGGGCUAGGGCAGGUCUACAGAUCACGGUUGCGAGAAUGAACCGUGGGCUAGGAGCAUGUUCUCAAUGACAAUUUGAAAAUAGACAUUUUGUCUGAAAUAAUGUAUCCUCAACCUCUGAUUCAUGUGGAGAAGAUGGCAGUUUCUUGAGAGAACAAGUAAGUACUGGGAUAGAGUGGAGGAAGACUGGUUAGGUUAACUGCCUGCCAUUACCUGAAAUACUGUUGAACAAUGGUGCUAAACCCAAACUGAAGAAACAAACUGAAUAGAAUAAAUAAUUUCAUGCAGCUUUAAAAUAUCUGUUAUGACUGACCCAUGUAUUUAAAGAAGAUGUACUUUCUGAAAGUGUUGAAAAGCAUUUUAUAUGUGAAACUCUCUAGUACACAGCUGUAGUUGUCAGCAAUAUUAUGUUAUUCAGUGCUUUCAUUGAACUGCUUUCAGUAUGCAAUUGUUUUGUUAUUGAUAUGUUUGUUUUGUUGAUUUACACUCUGCAUUGUCUGUAGUCAACAAUUUAAUUGUGUAACACACCAUCUAAAGUUUGAAAUGUUUGCCUAUUCUUACUGAAACCUAGAAUGUUCUCCUAAGUAAAGCCUCAGGGUCAUCUGGGUUUUCAAAACUGGGUUAAUAUAUCAAAUCAUAGAAAAAAACCUUGUGAAGAGUCAAAAUACCACAUCUUUACUUGGUCUAUCAUAAAACUUUGUCACAGUGUUUGUCUCUGUAAAAUCUAGGUAAAGUUUGAAACUGGAUUAUCUAAGGUAAAAAAAAAACAAGGCCACUUGGUCAGAUCAUAUGAAAACAUGUUUAUA